This is a messenger RNA of Sander lucioperca (pikeperch), 1373 nucleotides long. RefSeq names its product acyl-coenzyme A thioesterase 10, mitochondrial. Gene Ontology annotation, biological process: acyl-CoA metabolic process. Gene Ontology annotation, molecular function: fatty acyl-CoA hydrolase activity. Gene Ontology annotation, cellular component: mitochondrion. The record is from RefSeq and is a predicted model, not a curated record. The transcript has 8 exons. The coding region runs from base 78 to 758 and encodes 226 amino acids. NCBI's taxonomy places the organism in Eukaryota, Metazoa, Chordata, Actinopteri, Perciformes, Percidae.
GGAAGAAUCUCAUCAUGUGACUUGUCUUUCAGUACGUUAAUGGAGCGUAUACCCCGGUUCUGGAUGCUACAUUUGUCAUGGUGGCCCGGGAUCCAGAAAACAAGAGGGCAGCUUUUGUAAAUCCACUGAAGCCUGAAGGUCCAGAGGAGGAGAAACUUUUCCAGGAAGGAGAAGCUAAUAAAUCCCGCCGUGUGGCUCUGAGCACUGCGUCGCUGCUGAAGGUGGCGCCCACAGACGAGGAGAGGAAGAUCGUACACAGUCUGUUCCUCAACACGCUGGACACAAAGACUGUCAGUUUCCGCAGCAGAAUUCUGCCUCCAAACUCGGUGUGGAUGGAAGACGCCAAAGUGAAAGGACUGGAGAUCUGCCACCCUCAGGAGAGGAACAUCUUCAACAGGAUAUUUGGAGGUUUUCUGAUGAGGAAAGCCUACGAGUUGGGCUGGGCCAACGCUUGCUCCUUCGGAGGAUGUCGACCCAGUCUGGUGGCUGUUGAUGAUAUCCUCUUCCAGAAACCCGUGGACAUCGGCUCGCUGCUGCUGCUCUCAUCACAGGUGUGUUACACACAGGGGAAUCACAUCCAGGUCAGAGUUCACAGCGAGGUGUUUGACCCUCUGACCCGCCAGCACAACACCACCAACGUCUUCCACUUCACCUUCAUUUCUGACCGCGGUGUCCCCAACAUCAUCCCAAUGACAUACGGAGAGUCAAUGCUUUACCUGGACGGGAAGAGGCACUUUAAUCAGACUGUGGAGCCCUGAACGCAACAUGUCUGCUGCCUGCCAAAACGUGUGUGUGUGUGUGUGUGUGUGUGUGUGUGUGUGUGUGUGUGUGUGUGUGUGUGUGUGUGUGUGUGUGUGUGUGUGUGUGUGUGUGUGUGUGUGUGUGUGUGUGUGUGUGUGUGUCGGAGGUCAGUUGAGAAGAAUAAAUGCACUUAAUACAGUAUACAUCCUUUUUACAUCACGCCUUGUUAAACCUUACAGACCCCACAUGGUAACCAUGUUUGAUUCCUGUUACUUCAUGUGUUCUGGUAUCUUUUACUGUAUAUUUUAUUUACUCUUUGUUUCACAGUUGUAACCAGGGUUACAACAACCAGGCGGCUCGUUUGACAGCCAGUCAGCGUUUACAACUUCUCAACAUCUAAACAUUUUCCUGGCCUUGUCAUGACCUCAUUUAUUCCUGAUUGCUUUACAGUUUUUAUAUCCCACUGUGGCUUAUACGCACACAACUUUUCUUUACUUUUAUUGUAUGAUGAAUGGGAAGCUUUAUAAUGAAUGUGUCAGGCUGCUGCGAGACGGAGGAGGGAGCAUAUUUCUGGCCUUAUGUCGUGUAUUUACUCAAAUGCAAUAAAGGAAUUCUUAUUUAUCGUGACUUCA